AUGGCGUCAAACAAAGGAGUGUCAGUCGAGAUUUUGACAAAACUAAAAGCAGAUUUCACUUCAGACAAGAAAAAUCUCUUGGCGCAGAAUGUUUGCAGUAAAUACGAUACUUUAGAUGUGUGUUUGAGCCGCCGUGCCGUUGAAGGAAACCACCAUAUAUACAAUUGCAAGGUUUGAAAUAUUGAUCGAUUUAUCUUUAAAUAUAUAUAAAAGUGAAAUUAAAAGUAAAAUUUUAUUAUUAAAAAUCAUAAAAUAGUAUUUACUGUAGUGUACACGUUGUUGCAUUAUACAUAAAACGUAUAAUGAUGUCAUUGUAUUGCACUGUUUUUGUACGUGGCUAAUUGGAUUAUUUGUAAUCUUUGUUGUUGGUAGAAUCAUAAAUGGUAGCUUUUUGUGAGACAUGGACUAAUAGUUUGCCAAACCCAAUGCUACCAUUUGCAUUUGCAAGCAACAGUUUAGAUAAACCUCUGAAUAUAAGCAACCCAGAAUAUAAGCCCCCUCUGUAUAAGCCCACCAUAUUCACUAACGCUCAGGCCAUUCUAAAUAUAAGCCUCCCCCCGAAUAUAAGCCCCUCUGUGUACUAGCUCAUGGGCUUAUUAUUGGACAGGUAUUUAUUAAGGCAGCGAUGGGGAUUCCAACAGCUCAGACAAGUGACAAUAAUUACAUACAGUACCGGUACUUAUUAUAAUAUGUUAAGCAACUUGUUUUAUUAUGUGUUAUAUACUGUAUGUUCAGUGCCGCCGCCAGCUUGAUAAUUGGGGGACGAAUAUUCAUAUCUUUGUGUUCUGCAUUAUUAACUUCUUUUGAAAUCGAUUGUUUUUAUGGUCUGUGAACACAAAUAUAUGAAUAUUUGCCCCCCCCCCAAUUAUCUAGCUGGCGGUGCCACUGUGUAUGUUUAUAUUUCUUUUCGUUCACAGUAUAGUUUGCAGGUGAACAAAUAUAAGCGCAGGGCUUAUAUUCGGAGGUUUAAUGGUAUUUUGACUACCAAAAUUAUGUGACUAUAAAGAUUUCACACUUGUACAGACAUUGUAUUUACAGUAACAUUCAGUGUAAAAUCAAUUUAAAGAAAAAUUCUAUAUUUGAUAUAAAACCUUGCUUGAUACACUUAUUAACCAAUUAACAACAUGGGCAGGGCCUACAAACGUGCAUAAAAAUAAUAGCACAUGUGUAUGUAAAAUGUGAACAAAUGUGCAAAAACAUUUGCAGUUGACGGUUGCUUACAAAUGGUAGUAAGGUCUAGCACAUUCCCCUUAACUAGUAAAAUCAUCUGGCAUUAGACAGAGUUGACUAGGCAAGCACCACAAAUCUAUACUUUUGCAACAAUCUAAUUUAAGGUCAACCCUGAAGUAAAACCAGUCACAAAUCAGAAAUCGUCUGGCCGAUGCUGGAUUUUUGCCAUCGUCAAUGCAAUACGACAGCAGUUUGUUCAGAGCAAGAGUAUUGACAGUUUUGAAUUUAGUCAGAUGUACUUAUACUUCUGGGACAAGGUUGAACGAGCCAACUACCUCCUUGAUGUUUACGAAGAAGUGGCAAGGACGGAAGGAGCAGAUAGCAGGACAAUGAUGUUUUUGAUGACAGAUCCAUCAUGUGAUGGUGGCCAAUGGCAUAUGUUGGUUAAUUUGAUUACGAAGUAUGGUCUAAUGCCCAAGUCAGCAUGGCCAGAUGCAUAUAGUGCCACUAGUUCUCGUCGUAUGAAUUCAAUGAUUAAUACAAAG
Molecule: messenger RNA, 1715 nt
Organism: Paramuricea clavata
Lineage: Eukaryota; Metazoa; Cnidaria; Anthozoa; Malacalcyonacea; Plexauridae
Source: the annotation of a GenBank genome assembly